Mandrillus leucophaeus (drill) is the source of this 2448-nucleotide messenger RNA. Its product is annotated as von Willebrand factor A domain-containing protein 8-like. The transcript has 20 exons. The record is from RefSeq and is a predicted model, not a curated record. Gene Ontology annotation, cellular component: cytoplasm. NCBI's taxonomy places the organism in Eukaryota, Metazoa, Chordata, Mammalia, Primates, Cercopithecidae. The annotation marks the transcript as partial. Gene Ontology annotation, molecular function: ATP binding; ATP hydrolysis activity.
CGCUUCCUGUCCGCUUCUCUGCGCCGCCUCACGCUGCCUGCCUGGGACGCACCUCGACCCCCGGGCCCCCUCGCUGUCCCCGGCAGCGCCCCCGGCCCCAUGCAAUCCCGGCUCCUACUCCUCGGGGCACCCGGAGGCCACGGCGGCCCGGCCUCGCGGCGCAUGCGGCUGCUUCUGCGGCAGGUGGUGCAGCGCAGGCCGGGUGGCGACGGGCAGCGGCCAGAGGUCAGACUGGUGCACGCCGGCUCGGGGGCCGACACAGGUGAUACAGUUAAUAUUGGAGAUGUAUCCUACAAAUUGAAAAUUCCUAAGAAUCCAGAACUUGUGCCACAGAACUACAUUUCAGACUCCCUGGCUCAAUCUGUAGUUCAGCAUCUAAGAUGGAUAAUGCAGAAGGAUCUUUUGGGGCAAGAUGUCUUUCUAAUAGGACCUCCUGGGCCUCUUCGACGCUCUAUUGCUAUGCAGUACUUGGAGCUGACCAAACGGGAGGUCGAAUACAUUGCCCUUUCAAGGGACACCACUGAAACUGAUCUCAAACAGCGACGAGAGAUCCGUGCAGGCACAGCUUUUUACAUUGAUCAGUGUGCAGUUCGUGCAGCCACAGAAGGCAGAACCCUCAUUUUGGAAGGUUUGGAAAAGGCAGAGAGGAAUGUUUUGCCUGUUUUGAACAACUUGCUGGAAAACAGAGAGAUGCAGCUUGAAGAUGGACGCUUCCUGAUGUCUGCUGAGCGUUACGACAAACUUCUCCAAGAUCAUACCAAAAAAGAAUUGGAUUCUUGGAACAUUGUCCGAGUUAGUGAAAAUUUCCGAGUAAUCGCCUUGGGCUUGCCAGUGCCAAGGUAUUCUGGGAAUCCAUUAGAUCCCCCUCUUCGUUCUCGAUUUCAAGCCAGGGAUAUUUAUUAUUUACCUUUCAAGGACCAACUUAAGUUGUUAUAUUCAAUUGGAGCCAAUGUUUCUGCUGAGAAAGUUUCUCAGCUCUUGUCCUUUGCUACAACUCUGUGUUCCCAAGAAUCUUCUACUCUUGGACUUCCAGAUUUUCCUUUAGACAGUUUAGCAGCUGCAGUUCAAAUCUUGGAUUCCUUUCCUAUGAUGCCAAUCAAACAUGCAAUCCAGUGGCUUUAUCCGUAUAGUAUUUUACUAGGUCACGAAGGGAAGAUGGCUGUGGAAGGUGUUUUAAAGCGCUUUGAACUUCAAGAUUCAGGAAGCUCUCUGCUUCCUAAAGAGAUUGUAAGAGUAGAGAAGAUGAUGGAAAACCAUGUGUCCCAAGCUUCUGUGACCAUCCGGAUUGCAGAUAAAGAGGUGACCAUUAAGGUGCCAGCUGGGACCAGGCCAUUAAGUCAACCUUGUGCAUCAGACCGUUUCAUACAGACUUUGAGCCAUAAGCAGCUACAGGCUGAAAUGAUGCAGUCUCACAUGGUUAAGGAUAUAUGUUUAAUUGGAGGAAAGGGCUGUGGAAAAACAGUGAUCGCCAAGAACUUUGCUGAUACCUUAGGAUACAACAUAGAACCUAUUAUGCUCUAUCAGGAUAUGACAGCACGUGAUCUGCUACAGCAGAGAUACACCCUUCCAAAUGGAGACACUGCCUGGCGGUCCUCACCCCUUGUGAAUGCUGCUCUGGAAGGCAAGCUGGUCCUGUUGGAUGGCAUUCACCGGGUGAAUGCGGGCACACUCGCUGUAUUGCAAAGGUUAAUCCAUGAUCGAGAGCUAAGCCUCUAUGAUGGUUCUAGGCUGCUGAGAGAAGACAGGUAUAUGCGUUUAAAAGAGGAGCUGCAACUGUCUGAUGAACAGCUACAGAAGAGAUCCAUUUUUCCAAUCCAUCCCUCCUUCAGAAUCAUCGCCUUGGCAGAACCCCCUGUUAUCGGAAGCACAACACACCAGUGGCUGGGACCAGAAUUCUUAACCAUGUUCUUUUUCCAUUACAUGAAACCACUUGUGAAAAGUGAAGAAAUCCAAGUGAUUAAGGAAAAGGUCCCAAAUGCACCUCAGGAAACUCUGGAUAAAUUAUUAUCAUUUACACACAAACUCAGAGAAACACAAGAUCCAACGGCACAAUCAUUAGCGGCCUCACUUUCUACCAGACAACUGUUGCGAAUUUCUCGUCGGCUGUCACAGUAUCCUAAUGAAAAUCUUCACAGUGCUGUUACUAAAGCCUGCCUUUCCAGGUUUUUACCCAGUCUUGCUAGGUCAGCAUUAGAAAAAAAUCUGGCAGAUGACACAAUAGAAAUAAAUACCGAUGACAAUUUGGAGCCAGAACUGAAGGAUUACAAAUGUGAAGUAACAUCUGGAACUCUGAGGAUUGGUGCUGUUAGUGCUCCGAUCUAUAAUGCGCACGAGAAAAUGAAAGUGCCUGAUGUUCUUUUCUAUGACAACAUUCAGCACAUGAUAGUGAUGGAAGACAUGCUGAAAGACUUUCUCCUUGGAGAACACUUAUUAUUGGUUGGCAACCAG